UGGGGAACCAGGCCCACCCAAUAAAAUAGAGAAGUUAUGUUCCAAAUAGGACGUUAUGUGUUUUCAAUUAAACAUGCAAACACCAUCAGAUAGAAUUCAUAGCAACCAGUGCACUGCGUUAGUCAGAUUUGAUGAAAUAUAACAUGACACAUGAACUUGACAGGAAUUCACUAAUAAAAACUAACUGAAAGCCACACCCCCAAUAAACCACUCGAAUAGGACUGCAUUUAGGCACAUGUCACUGCAUUCUUCAUUUAGCAAACAAGACCGCUCAUAAUCCAGUGCCUUUAUCACAGUCAACAACACACCUAUAAUUGAAUUGUGUGUGUGGGGGGGGGUGCAUCCACAUUUCUGCAGGCCCACCCACCAACAAAUUUCUGGCUACGUACUAAUUUUGCGUAAGCAAAUGAUACCAAAGCAAACUGUUUACAUUCUUGUUCUUGUUUACAGUAAGUCUAUAUCCUUCCUAAAAAUUGGACAACAAAAGCCUAUUUGUUUCGCUGAAACAAAAAGUUAUUUGACCGUCUUCAUAAAGUCCCUGAGCCUUUAUCAAACGAAUGGAUGUUUGGUCCAGGAUGUACAGUUCAGUUGAAGUGAGUUUCACUGCCAAGCACUGUAGGAAACCUUCCCAGUUACCUUUCACCUACUUAGCCUCCACCACGGACAUGAGAGGGUUAACUCCUUUUCUUUGUGGUCUGGCCCCAGCUCAUGAAUUGCCUACUUGCUCCCCAGCAGUUAAAUCUGGGCCUUGGGAAUUACCAUAUAAUGUAGGCAUUCUCUGUGGUGAACUUUCCCCUAAUUCUCACACUGCUCCAGGCCAAAUUAUACAGCACGUUCCCCCUGACUUCCAACACAUUGCCAAUGACUUCACACAACCGCAAUCGGCUUCAUUCUAUCCCAGCCACAUGAUUAAGCCGACUCAGGUAAUACUGUCGCAGAAAAAAAGCUCUCGCUGUACUUUGAUGGAUGCGUUUUCUAAUAAGCGCUAAUAUCUACAAUCGACACGGAGUGUGUUAAGAAGUGCUUCAGUAAAUUAAGUACAAUCAGUUAUUUUUCAUUAUGGAGGAAGCAAGACAAUGUAUAUUCCCAAACUGCAUAUAAUCAGGCAAAUUCGUAACUCUGCAAAUGAAUAUGCAAUGUAACAUUGAGUUGUUUAAAACCACUGAUUUACAGUGCCUUGCGAAAGUAUUCGGCCCCCUUGAACUUUGCGACCUUUUGCCACAUUUCAGGCUUCAAACAUAAAGAUAUAAAACUGUAUUUUUUUGUGAAGAAUCAACAACAAGUGGGACACAAUCAUGAAGUGGAACGACAUUUAUUGGAUAUUUCAAACUUUUUUAACAAAUCAAAAACUGAAAAAUUGGGCGUGCAAGGCACUGUAUCUAAAUCCCUUUUCUUAUCGUAUGGGAAAUAAUGGUAACUUGUGUCAUUGCUAUAUUACGGUCAAGUAACCCCGUAACACAUGAUCAACAACAAAGAAAUCGAUGUCAGUGUCAAUCACAGGUGACAGGUUUAAUACUCAUCGCUGCAUCCUUUAUUAGAAGUUUGGCUCGACCUCUUAAUUCCCAUGGAUCACGUCACUUCUCCCUUUUUGUUGACAAAGCUCUUGUGCACAAACUUGCAACAUUAUCUCACCUCUGUUAAAGUAGAAAAAUACUGGGCACCAAACCUGUUCACAGGGUUGGUUAACUCGAGGUCCCUCUUGUCUCUAUCAACCGAGGUAGAACAGCCUUUAGUUAAGGCAAACCAUUUCAUCUUGAAUCAUUGGUGGCGAGGCGGCAGUUUAGAACACUGAAGAGGGUUGAAUUCCCUGAGGUUUUGCUUUGAUUGUGUUUUAUUUGUUUUGUUGAGAUGUGGUGUGUCGGUAUCUGCUGUGUCCUGUAGUUUUUUUUGUCCAUUUUUUUUGCUGUUUUAUAUUGUAAGUUGUUUUUCUCAAUUGGUUCCCCUGAAUACACACUGAACAAAAACAUUUAAAAACUCAACAUGUAAAGUUUUGGUCCCAUGAGCUGAAAUUUAAAAAAAUCUCAGAAAUGUUCCAUUUGCACAAAUAGCAUCUCUUAAAUGUUGUGCACAAAUUUGUUUACAUCCCGGUUGGUGCCAAAAUAAUCCAUCUACCUGACAUGUGUGGCAUAUCAAGAAGCUGAUUAAACAGCAUGAUCCUUACACAGGUGCACCUUGUGCUGGGGACAAGAAAAUACCACUUUAAAAUGUGCAAUUUUGUCACACAAACACAGUGCCACAGAUGUCGUGAAAUUGGCAUGCUGACUGGAGCUGCCUCCAACGUCAUUUUAGAGAACUUGGCAGUACAUCCAACCGGCCUGACAACAGAAGACCACGUGUAACCAUGCUAGCCCAGGACCUCCACAUUCAGCUUCUUCACCUGCAGGGUCGUCUGAGGGUGUGUGUGUGUGGGGAGGGGGGGAUUCAAACUCAUUGUGAGGAACAAACUCAUUGUGAUUAGCUGGGCCUGGCUGCCAAGUGGGUGGGCCGAUGCCCUCCAAGGCCCACCCAUGGUUGCACCAGUGCCCAGUCAUGUGAAAUUAAUAGAUUUGGGCCUAAUAAAUGUAUUUCAAUUCACUGAUUUCCUUAUAUGAACUGUAACUCAGUCAAAUCUGAAAUUGUUGCAUUUAUAUUUUUGUUUUAGUAUACAUAUAUUUUUUAAUCAGCCUGUAUGGCUUUCCUAUCUUGUUUGAUGUGAACCACAUUCUUUGUUAAAUCAUGAUGUGUUCAAAGUGCAUCAAUCUAUGCCUUGUCAUACAGCUGUCUGAUUGUGAAUUUCUAGUGUACUGACAAGUCUGAACCCCUUUCUGGGUACAGAAUGAUAGAAACAUUAUAGAGACAGUAGCUUUCUGUUUAACAUCCUUAUGAUCAUCAAUACAUCCUAAUGUGUUUGCACAAAAAGCUGUCUUUAUCAUACAGCUGUGCAUGGCAAUGUGCAAGGGUUUACCCGAAAAUCUAAAUUCUUUACUGUAUUCUAAGGGUACUGAUGGAAACCAGCUUCAUUGUUACAUCAUGUGCUCCCCUCCCAGUCCUCCUCUAGACAAGAGUGGGGGAGAAACCAGAGAGCAGAUCUCCCCCCUCUGCUCAGCCAGCCAAUCAGAUCAGCCAGCUGGCUGGAGUUGAAGGGCUCUGAAAGUAUAAAUCUGAAGUGCUCUUCACAGAGAAGUAGGAGCUUGAGAUCUAGUAACCAACUGGAAAGGGUGCACACUUUGCGUGCCUCUGCAAACCACCGGAGGAUAAAACAAACCAAAGAAACUGAGUCAACGAACUAACAAACAAAGGAAAGCAAGCGACAAUGAAGACAACACUAGUAACUGUGACUCUGUGCCUGGUCAUUCUGAUGGCCACCGGCAACCCCUUCGAGAGGAGAGGAGGCUUGGCCGCUGGCGGGAAGGAGAAGAGGGUGCAAUAUGCGGCGUGGGACGAUGUGAACGUGAUCGCCCACGGCCUGCUCCAGCUGGGUCAGGGGCUCAAGGAGCAUGUGGACAAGACCAAGGGCCAGAUGAGGGAUAUCACUGCCAAGCUGAAGGCCUUCAACGGUACCGUGGCCGACCUGGGCAAGGAGGGUCAGAGGCUGCAGGCAGAGGGCGACACACUGAAGGCCCGGGCCCGGGGGCUGGAGGACAGGGAAGUCCAGGUGCUCAACGUGACGGCCGAGCUGAGGGAGAGGACAGAGGAGAUGCAGCAGGAGAGGAAGAGGGUGGAUGAGCGGAUGAACAAGCUGGAGGAGAAGGUGGAUGGCAUGCUGCAGGGAGAGGGGCUGCCCGACAUGAAUGCAGGCAACUACAGCGAUGCCCGCAUCAUUCAGUGGAUGCUGGAAGCUCAGAAUAAACGUAUUGAUGACCUGGUCAACAGAAUCCGACUCCAGCAAGAUAAACUUGACAAGCAGAACGUGCGCGUCAGAACCCUGCAAAGCCAGAUUCAGCUGACAAAAGAGAGACCAGCAUUCAGGCGUAAACCAGAGGAGGCCGUUCACAAUGGUAGCAUUGAGCAGCGCGACUCACCCAUCGAGAUGGCCUCCGAUUGCCAUGAGCUGUUCCUGAAAGGUGAGACGGCCAGUGGCGUGUACACCAUUCAGCCAUUAAACUACCAAUCCUUUGAAGUCUGCUGCGAAAUGACAGCCGAAGGUGGCUGGACUGUGAUCCAGAGGCGCCAGAAUGGCUCAGUUGACUUUGACCAGCUAUGGCUGGCCUACCAGAGCGGCUUUGGCAGUCUGAGUGGUGAGUUCUGGCUUGGUCUUGAGAAGAUGCACGCCGUGGCCAAAGACACGGACUACACCCUCAAGGUCAAGUUUUCCGACUGGAUGGAUGAUUCUGAGACGGUCCAGUACCCCAUCCGUCUUGGCGGGGAGGAGAGCCACUACGCCCUCCACAUCCAGGAGACUUCCAUCGGCAACCUGGAGAGCUCCCUGGCCACCGAAGCCUCCGGCCUGCCCUUCUCCACCCGCGACCAAGACAAUGACCAGAAGAGCGACACCAACUGCGCCAAACACCUCUCUGGUGGCUGGUGGUUCAGCAACUGCGGACGCUCCAACCUGAACGGGCGCUACUUCAUGAGCCCUCCUCCCAAACAGAGGCAUCAGAGGAAGCAGGGGGUUUUCUGGAAGACCUGGCGUGGCCGAUACUAUCCCCUGAAGACCACCGUCAUGAUGAUCGCACCCAUCGCGAUCGAGAACAAGUCGUAGAGGAGAGACCCAGCAAUCUUCCGACUUUUCUCUUCUUAAACUGAAACACCUUUAGAGGCGGUUGGCCGACGAGUUAGGUUAGCGACCUGCUCAUCCCAGGCCUCGCCCACUUAGGCUUCCAACAGAGCCAAGGCCAUCAUAAAAGCCAAAACGAACUCAUAGUUGAAUGGGCUCCGUGUUUCCAAAGCUUUGUUUUUCGAAAGUCUUCAAGUCUCUCGGCUACAGACACAACCGAACAAUGCAGAAAUGUCUGUUUUAAGGAGUGAAGAAGUACAUGUGCAUCAGCCUUAGUGGAAAUGAAUGGCACAGAAUGAGGCGAGUGCCAACGUGUGUUCUGUGUUCCAAGAAACAACGCAUUUUCUACAUGUGGAGACCAAUCUGACAGAUGUUUUUAAAUGCAAGCGCUCUACCCAGAUGUUGAGCAGUGACAUCUAGCUAGAAUAUGGUGUUGUCAGCAUGAACACUGCCCUCCACUGCAGUUGUACAAGUGGGGCAACUGUGGAGUUUAUUAAUCCGAUUGUAUGGACCAAAAUGGUGACUGAAACAAUUAGUUGUUUUCCACAUGAACGUAAUGGCAUUAGCUAUUCAAAGGCAUUAUGUAAAUAAAUAAUCAAUGUAAACUAGGAUUACAGAAAGUGUGUUAAGAAUUUUUAAACAAUAAUGGUUUCUUUGUCUACAUUUGCCUGUUCCUCUAUGGAGCAAAGCACAAUUCCAGCCUUUUGUACAAAGUCACUUUUUAUUUUUUAUUUUUUUUCCUGCAGUUUUAUUUUGAAUCAAAGUAAGCUCCUGCUCCACUGUUGUGUUCUAGUGGAGAUGUUUUAUUCCUCAGUCAUAUUGACUGCAUUUAAAAUGACCAGAGUCGUUUCUUUCUGUAUGAUAAACCUUCACUGCAACCCGUUGUCACAUUCUCUAGUGUUCUUUGUCGAUGACAUUUAGUUUUUUCCCUUUUUUAUUUAAAAGCUUUAAAGAAUCUUUAUAUAAUUGUGGUAUUGUCUGUUUGUAAUUUAUAUAGUCUAUUUUAUGUUUUUCAGUUGUAAAAUUGUUGCUUUUCUUUUAAAGAAAAUAAACAGAUUUUUGGCUUCAAUAGGAGUCAAUAAAAAUGAUUUAAAGAACAAA
Molecule: messenger RNA, 5797 nt
Organism: Oncorhynchus masou masou (cherry salmon)
Lineage: Eukaryota; Metazoa; Chordata; Actinopteri; Salmoniformes; Salmonidae
Gene: angptl4
Product: angiopoietin-like 4
Exons: 7
Coding region: 3293-4681 (462 amino acids)
Biological process (GO): triglyceride homeostasis
Molecular function (GO): enzyme inhibitor activity
Source: RefSeq, a predicted model, not a curated record